ACAUCACGCUGGUAAUAGUAAUAGUUUAUACCAAAACUUUACGAUAGAGAAUUUCCAUUUUCAUUCAAAAUAUGUAGAAUAGGAAACACUUAGAUAUUUAAUUUCGAUUCACCGUGAAAAUUUAAGAAAGUUUCUGUAAUUUUCAAGGUGUUCAGAGGACUCGUUUGGUUGCAGGUGGUGGGAUUUAUCACAUUCACAACCAGAGAUGGGAGCUAGCUAGCGAGACCAAGAUGUAUUCUUUCGGAGUUCUGCCCCGUUAGUAAAGGCUCAUCACACCUAUUCCUCGUCCCGCGCCGGUGCGAUGGACAUGGAUAAUGCAAGUGCAAGAUCGCCAAAUCAUAUGUUUCAUUCAAUUAAAGGACGUUCAUGGAGACUGCAGUUCAUCAAAAUAUCCAGAUUUUGUCAGUUAGCCCUUCUUCUACUUUCCUAGUACAUGCUCAAUAGCUAUUUCACAAUGUUUUCAUUAUCAACUAGCAGUCAAACAAAGACAUUUCAGUUUGAUCCAAGCAGAGGAAUUGAUUUUGAGAAUGACAUAAAAAUUCUUCGGAGGUCAAGGCUGACCAAACUCUCUGAGUUUAUGACAAUGUUACUGUCAGCCGAGCGCUUCCAGCGAGAUGCCAAAUUAUCAUCAUUAACGAGGAAAGACAAGAAUCAACUCGCUCAGCAAGCUGAAGAUGCUCAGUUCUUUAGAAUCUUGCUGCGGAUGUUGAUGGAAGUCAGCAGGGCUAGUGGCUUAAAGCAAAGAGAUGACUUGAAGAAAGUCUACCAUUGGUAUCAACUCAAUAAGGAAGUCUUGCAUUGUGAACCGCACUUCAAAGGAGCAGGCAAGCAGCUAUACAAGCGUCCAGAGCUGAAAUUCUCAGCAGAUGCAAUCAAGUUUUACUCUGACCCUCCAGGAAGGAGAAAGAACAAUCAGGUGACCUUCCAGAUGACCUCUCAGCAGAGCAGUCCGAGGGUUCAAGGGUCAGAUGAAUUUGAUGAUUUACGGAUAGACACCAGUAGACCAAAGACAGCGCCUUCUAGCUUGAGCAGACCAAAGAUUCAUAACUCACUCCGAAGUCCAAGAUCAGGUGAUGACGAUGCUAGUUUUGCAGUCAACUACAUCAAUUCCUACCUCAACAAUCACUUAUCUCCCAUGGCAUCCAAGCUAGAUAGACCAACAUCGGCCAUGAGUGUCAUCCGCCACGCCCAGAUAGCAUCUCAGCAGAGGAAUGAGGACGAGGAGGGGGAGGUUCUUGUCAGUGACCGAUCUGCUCAUUCUCAAGCUGCAAGCCUCGCCAGUGAUUCAAACAUCUCAAUACAAGUACCAGACAGGAAGCAAGAUGGAGAAGAGAAGAAUGACGAGAAUGAAGAUGAUGGGAGUGUGAAGAUGGAGGAUGAUGGAGAAGAUGCAGUGGAUGGAGAGAAGGAAGAAGAAGGUCCUGGUCUCUUUAAAAGGAAACCCCCAUUGACAAGCCUGGUGAAUCCUGUAGCUCAAGCCACGUUUGAAGAGGAAUCAUUCCAUGGAGCCUUACCUUCUGAGAUCAGUGAAGGCACUCUACUUAGGGUUCAAGUGGACAUGCCUAAGGCUACAGCCUCAAAGCAGUCUCCUGGUCCAUCGGAGGCCGAGAAGAAAGCAGCAUACCUACAACAAUGGCAUGAUUACCAGCAACAGCAAGGAAUGACUGCCGGGGAUGGGACGUCCUCUGUUGAUAACGGAGAGAGAGUUGUCACUACCGAGGUACCUGAGAGAUUUACUCAAGAGGUUUUGGCAAACUAUGCAGCCCAGGAAUCAUUUGUCACAGAUAAUGCUCCACGCAUCCCUACCAAUAGUCUUGCAUCCCAGUCACUUGAGAAUUUCUACAAGAUGACAGAGAACCAUGAACCCAAGGUUGACCGGAAUCCUAUCUCAGCACAGUCUGCGCUAAUACUACAGAAAGCUCAAGAAGCCAAGAAAGUCACUAUAUCAGAAGAAACUUCUCAUAAUACAAGGCAAAGAGCUCUAAGUGCAAGAAUAGAAAGACCAUCUUCUGUACAAGCAGGUUCUCUUGUGAUGUUAGCAGAUCAUGUUGGUGAUAAUAUGAUGGUGGAAAAAGAACCGAAUGGGCCCGAGGCACCUGUAGGCUUCCGCAGACCUUCAUCCAAGGUUCCCCCAAAGAGACCUGCUACUGCACCCAGCUCCAAACCUGUGAGUGUCUCUGUUUCCAAGAGCUACGGUGGGAUGUCACCUCCUCCGAACAGUUCAGGAGAUUCCACCCCAGAGUACACACCCAGAAACAGGAAAGGCGAACCUAUAUUCACUUUACCAGAGGAAUCAGACUACAAUGUACACUUCAGAAGACAGGGUCAAACACCAGUCUCGGCCACUAUCCCUCAUUCUAUAUCUAGACUUCAAGGAUCCACAGUCCCAGACACAGCUAGAUACAAGUGGCGUGAUGAUGGGUAUGGUAACAUGACCUAUCGGAAAAUACACAGUCGAAUCCAGAGCGCUCCUGCUCAGAGGACUUCCUUGAGGACAGCAGGCUCAACCAGGGGUGGGAACAGACCUAGAACUGCUUCAGAGGCUUCCUCCAAGAAAAAAUGGCAUCCAUGUAAGGUGUGUGAGGACAGUAUUCGUCUACCUCAAGCAGCAAGCCAUCGUAUGAGAACAAUGCAUCCAGCUACUGUGGCUAGUAUGAUGUCUAUUAAAACACUGGAAGGUGAUAACAGAAGAAUGAGAUCAAGAAUGGGACAUCGUCACACAGGAACUUAUCCUUGGGAAGAGGAACAUGUGGUAACAGGAAAUGAACCACCUAGUAUGCAGUACAUGUCGAUCAGUACACCCGCUGCCAUUAAAGUGAGAAAUGCUACUGAUGGGAGCAAGGCACCAAACCAGAGCACAGAGAGCCUGGUACCUAAAGACUCCCUACGUAGUCCAUCCAGAGACUCAUCUCAUCGUAGUCCAGUCCAGGGCUGGUUCAUGGGUGAUAGCUCUGCAGGAGAGACAACCACAUUGGCUGAUGGACCACCCUCUACACAGGGAGGAGACAACAAUUCCUCUACCGUCAUGGCACCGAGUGAAAGAAGCUUUGGAGAGAUUUCGGAUGGCGACCUUGCUGACCUGACCGAUCAGACCCUUAGCCCUGCUGACACACCCAGGACAAUAGACAGUGGGGAAUACAGACCCAAGAGCAGGGUGGAUCUGAGUGUAGGGAAUAGCAGUGGAGUGUUUGGACAAGAGAUACAUGUACCACAGGCUGAGGUUGAUUGCGGAUCACCAGAUCUCGCAACAAAAGAGGCUGAAGAUUCAUUGGAAGGCACACCUAGAAAGGAUGAUGGCAAUGGUUCUGUUGGGGACACACCUCGCUCAGACAGUACAAUCGGUCAGGCUGAAAAUGUAGAGGUUACCAGCUCAGAAACUACACCAAGAGAGACUAUUAUCAAGGAGGAACCUGAUCAAACUGGUUCUGAGCGGUUACAACUGGAGGAGGCUGGUUCUAAGAGUGCUGAAGCAGAGGCCGUUCUGACCGGAUCUGAAGAGAAUGGGGCAAAGCAGGAAGAAUCUAACACUGAACAAGAUGCUCUUCCAUCAGUUCCACAUAGUUUCAAAGCCCAAGCUGUAGAACCUAGACCUUCCUCCUCCUUCUCCUCUUCCUCUAUCAUUCAUGCUAUGCCAGACCACGCCCAUUCCUUCGUCCCUUUGGAAAAGCAUGAGAAAACAUUCCACCACCAGCAUCACCAAAGACAGCAUCCUCAUCCCCAUGGCAACCAUCAAGAGCAUCCUCAAGAUGGCCACCAAGGAGCAAAAGUAGUAUCCCUUGAUUUAGAUGUUAACCUGCAUGAGAGAAGUCAUAGUCCAGCUUCUACAAACACACCUCAUCAUGCACCCACUGCAUAUAUGAAGCUUUCUGAAGCUGAGGAGAAGAAACUGAAAGGCAAACAUCCCACCGCUGCCACCAAUAUUCCUGAAUACCUGCUGAUGAUGCCUGCUGUUAGUAGUAAACCCUUGACACCACAGAGUAGCAGACCAACCACACCCAGAUCAGUCACAUCUAGAACAACCACACCCAGGUCACCAAGGGUUUCUCCUGCAACCAGCCCCUGUCCGAGGAACUCAAGGAGCCCUUCUCCGUCCUUCAGGUCACGAUCGCCAUCCAUGAGGUCACGUUCUCCAUCCAUUCGGUCCCAUUCACCAUCUAUUCGGACUCCAUCUCCUGUAUCUGUAAAUGGACGCCUCUCGCCAAAUGUGAAGACAUCAUCACAAGGACAUGAUUCUGUGCGCAGCUCUAGAAGCCCCAGUCCUACACUCUCCACAGCAUCACAGUCACUGAGACCAAAGUCUGCCAGGUUAAGGGUCACCUCAGCUCGACAACGAGAACCAACCCCAUCAGACACCGAGAAGACAGAGGAGAUGAGAGAAGGAUCAGAUCAGGGCAGGGCAGUAGAGGCUGGAGAUAGGAGUAACUCACCGGUGGGCGUGGUAUCAGGGGAUGGGGAGAGGAGUAGCUCACCGAUGGGCCUGGUAUCAGAGAGUAGGAUCAGUAUCACGGCUGAAGAUGAAGAGGUAUCUGCCAUUACCGAUACAUACGAUGACCUGGGUAUCAUCGAUGCUGAUGGCGUCAGUCUGUCCCCCUGCACACCUGAUAACUUCAGCCAGCAGGAUGGCCUCUCAUCUGGAGCUACAUCACCUUCUAUCACCAUCACCAUGGCAACAUCUGACCAGCCAUCUACCGUACCGCAUAUCUUGGUUAAAAGACCCAGCUCAGCUCCCGGGAUCAGGAGCGAUGAAGGGCAUUCAUCGCUAAGACUGUCAGCUGAAGAAUGUAAUGGUGGCGGUGGUAGUAGACAGUCGUCUGCUAGAGGUCGGAGACCAGUUUCAGCAAGGAGAGCAGCUUCACCUCAACCCAGGAGGCCCACAUCACCAAGACCUACAUCUCCGAGGUUUACUAGACCCAUGUCUCCUAGAAGUAAACAGAGAGGAUCACAGUGGGAAGGUAGACCUGUCCCUGCAUUUGGACAUUCAAACCCUGAGGCUGAAUAUGAAUCAUAUCAGAAGCAACAAGAAGCUAAGAACUCGGUUCAGAUCCAGAAGCUUUUCAAUAAAUCCUCAACCAAGGAAGCUAAGAAAAGACACAGUCAAGCUGAGAGGGCAAGGCAGGAGAAAAUGGGAAGGGAAGCAUUUGAAUCAGAAAGAGCAUACCUUGAACAUUUAUGGAGGAGAGAGGUGGCCCUGUAUAAGCGAGAUGAUAUCACCUUUAAGAACUUUGAGAAAGAGUACAUGUUGGAUAAACUCAACAGAAGUAAACUAAGACAAGAGAAACGUAACAUGCUACUCCAAGAACAAGCAGCUGAAAAUAGACGUCAAAUGGCCCUGCUCAAGAGGAUAGGACCAAGCGUUGAUAUUCAUGAGUUAUUCAAUGCCCAGUCUCGAGGUGUUUCUAAAGCUGUAAUGAAGAGAGCAGCUAUCAGUAUACAAAGGUUUGUCAGAGGAAUGAUUAUCAGAAAAAUGCUUGCCAAGGUGAAGGAAAAGAGUCGCAUCCAUGCUGGUUCUUUCAAGUCUUUCAUCAAGUACUACUACAGUUUAAUGAAGAAGAUUGCUAGAUGGCAUGGCGUCAAGAAACCUAGGAUACAUCUAGACCUCUGGCAGAUGGAAGAAUUCAUGGAUAAAAAGAAAUAUUAUGAAUACAUCUUUUCCAAACGGAUCCACCCUGAGACUCAGAUGCCUGCCAAGGAUCUCCCUUCUUAUCUCAAGGAAUGUGAUCAUCAUCCUUCUCAAAGAGAGAUUAACAACGCCAUACUAGGAGCAACCAAAAAGGAUUUCACUAAGCCCAACCUAAUGCUGAAAGAGAGAGAAGUGUCUGAGAUUGUCUUCAUGAUCUACGUCCCAAGAGGAACUGGUCUGGAAGCCAAGAAUGUCCGCAAAUCAACCUGGCUCAAUCCACUGGUAGACGGGGAGGAAGCAAGGAAAAUGAUGGGGACUGAUGAAGUAAAAAAUGUGGAGCUCUCCAAGUCACUGCAGCUGGUCUUCAACUCGAUGCAAGAACGCAAAGAACAGAAGAUGUACGAAGAUAGGAUUAGAAAGAGAGAAGAAGAAAAGAAGAGGCUGGAGAUGGAGGAGCAAGAAAAAGAGAGGGAGGAACAAGAGAAGAAGCUGAUUGAUGGUGAAGGAAAAGAAGAGGGGGAAACAGUUGAGAAAAAGGAGAAAGAGAAUGAAAGUGAGGUGAAGGAGUCUUGUAAUGAGAAGGAAUGAAAGAGCAAUAAGGAAAUUAACAGAGAGAGAUUGGCAGACCGCGUCAGAUACCCUUCUCAUAUAUGCUAGCUUUUUAUAUAAAAGAUAUGAAAUUUGCAACUAUUUUAUGUAUAUGCUCUUUUCAGUGCCAUGUAUGAAGCAGGGUCUAAUGAAUUGAACAGAACUUUCCUUCCAUUUCAUGCUUAUUACCAGAUAAGACCAUAGAAAAUUACUGCAAUAAAUGAAACUGCACUACCGGUAUACUGAUCUUAUAUUACUGGCCAGUAUCCAAUUCAGUAUCCAAGUCAGAAAAUUAAGUAUUUUAUUUAGAAUUUUGCUUAGUUUUAUAUUUGAUCGUACAUAUAUAACAUAUAUAGACAAUCUGGAAAUCUCAUUGGCAGGUAAAUGUUUUUGUUCAGUCAUUCUGAGCUGUGCAGAAUUAUAAAGAACUUGGGUGCAUAAGUUACGCAUAAUUCAGAAUAACAAUCUGAUAUCACAAUUUUCCUCAUGAAGUAUUUGGUUUACUUGAGUAAAAUGCUUAGUAUUGAACUGAAUAUGAAAUAAGUAAAUUACCGGUACCGGAACUUAAAAGUAAAAUGCUUGCUUUAAAUAUCUAAAUUCUGAAAUGAAUACCAACCCCAAUCUUCACUAUUAUGCUGAAUAAGACCUGGCAAAGGUAUAAUGUACAGAAUUUCAGUGUACCGGAUUCUAUUUCUCAGACAAUAUUUUGUAAAAGCAGGUUUAUUGCAAUGUAUAAGUCUCUUCCAGAAUUCACAUUGGGAUACACCAAGGGUGUUCAAGCAUGUGAAGGCUUUAGGAUGAAGGUGCUUAAUGGCUCCAUAUUUUAAGUAGUACAGUCUUGACCAAAUCUGAUAUGCUGAAAAAUAUAUUUUGUACAAUGUGGCCAUGGAUGUUGCAUUGUCCAAUAAGGUGAAAUUUUGUAUUUUUCAAAGAGGUUUAAUAUUCUUAUCUUGAAAACAGUAACGGAUGUGAAGAUUCAGUUUUAAUUUUCAUCCUAUAUUUUUGGUAUUUGUGAUUGAAUACAACAGUACAAUAUUUGAUGAAUGUGAGAUACAAUGUAGGUAAAUUUGAAUAAUGAAGUAACUUGUACCAAUGGUCUUUCAGAUAUGUAAAAUGCAUGAAUAUAUAGUAAGGAUAAAUUUGUCAUCAUGGACACAUUUUGAGACUUUGUUUUAUUUUGUAUAUUUAUGUAUCAUGAAAUGAAAUUGACUUAGAUUUGCCAAGAGUGCUUCAGAAAACAUCCAGUCUAUCAAAAUGAAUCCAUCCAAUUUUUAAAUUAUUCAUACCAAAAGUUUUUCUUUAUUUAUUCAAAUCCGUCCAUGAUUACAGAAAUUAUGGCAAAUUAUGUUUUACAAGGUUACAUAAAAAAUCUUUAUUAUUAUGCAAACCAUUUUUUGUGUGUGUAUUGAAGUCUUCUUGUGGAAGGGUUAGAUUAAUAAUAAUAAAGAUGCCUAUUUGUAAAAGAGCAAUUCCAUAAAACAGUCAACCGUUUUGUAUAUCAUAUUCCAAUUGUUAACUUCAUGAACUUCUUAAACCAUAACUUAAGACCAUUACAACUUUAAAAUGAACUUUAAAACUAGGAAAAUAUAGGUCUUUCAUAUGAGGUCGGAUGUACUUAAUGAAAUUGCUCUCUCUGUAUGCAAAAUCACUUUUACAAACAAAUAAACACCUUGAACGUUUAUAUAAUGUACCUUUUAUAUGCUUUUUACAAAUUCUGUAUGUAUAUUUCUGUAUUGGCUCUAUAUACAAUGUAUUUCAAUGUAUACCAUGUAAUAUAUAUUAUGGAAAACUUUGUAAUACUGUAGAAAUUUGUGCUAGAACAGAAUGUGUGCAGUGGAAUAAUAUAAAGUAGUCAUAUAUGUUAAAUUAAUGCAAUAGUAUUUUGUACUUUUGUUAAUACAUGUAUAUUCAUUCAUAAUCAUGUAGCCCUAAAUAUUAUUUUCAUAUUCAGAGUAGCUCUACUCUCAAUUUACACUAUCCAUUCCAUUGCUUGUAAAUAAUAUGCUGAUAAUUCUUGAAACAGUUGUUUAUUGUGAGAUCUUUUGUAAGAAAAUAAAUGAUAAUUUAUGACCUU
Molecule: messenger RNA, 8282 nt
Organism: Lytechinus pictus (painted urchin)
Lineage: Eukaryota; Metazoa; Echinodermata; Echinoidea; Temnopleuroida; Toxopneustidae
Exons: 32
Coding region: 434-6208 (1924 amino acids)
Molecular function (GO): protein binding
Source: RefSeq, a predicted model, not a curated record